UUAAUCUCAGCGUAAGAGAGACAGACUAAACAUGAGUGAGGGAGAGCAUGAGAAAUUAAGUAUAUAUGUAAUAGAAACGAGACAAUAAAACGUGAUGCUCUUCAUAUACAAUUCAAAAAGUGAAGUGUAGACAAUCGCCAGUGCGGAAAUAAUAUGUUAUACACCAAUCAUCAAUAAAAAGACUCUCUUCACCUCUUGUUAUUCGUCGCAACAUUUCAACUCGAAUCUCGUAUCGUCAGGUGGUGUCUUAUCUCGUUUCAUCUCGAGUGUCGAUUUAUACAAACCAUCAAUCCAAAUAGAAUCUCUGAUAGUAAAAUUAAAAAAUUAAAAAUUAUUAAAAAAUGUCACAACAUUUUAUGACUGUGUGUGUAGUGUGUGUGCUGUGUGCAGCCCACAUACCAUGUUCGGCACACACGACAAUAUCAGAGUUAAAGCCACCAUUAGUUACUAAUGAGAAAGAUUUUUUAUCUAAUACUCUUGCUAAUGAACAAUUGAAGUCAAUUGACAAAAUUUAUGACGACAAAAUUAAUAACAUAAAUUAUGAGAAUAAAAGAAAAACUACGAAGAAAAAAGCUCAUAAUGAAAGAUUGAAACAGUUUAAAAAUGAUGAUUAUGAGAUACACCAUGACAAUGAUUACAAUAUACGAGAAAAUGAAGAAAUAAUGGAAAGACUUGGUCAGGUACCAUCACAAAUGAAUGAUAAUAAUUUACUAAUUAAUAGAAAGUAUAGUAAUAGUUAUAAAAGUGAAAAACGACGAGCUAAAAGACAUGCGGAAACUGAAGAAAAAUACUUUUUAAAAAAAAUAUUUGACACUUAUGGUGACGGCAACAGCUUAACUAUGGAUGGUUUUGAAAUGAUGUUAGAACGACUAGGGCUUGUUAAAUUAAUUAUGAAAAUUGGAAUGGAUAAAAUAAACUUAACGCACAAUGAAAUGCUUACUGAAUCAUCAAAAAGUAAAAAUAUUACGUCCCCGCCUAAUAAUAUUAAUAAUAAUGAUAAUAAAAAUAAUAUAAAUAAUAAACAAAAGUGCGUAAGCAAGAAUCAACUUUUGACAAACAUUUCACCUGAUAUUAAUUUAUCAACUUCAACAAAAAAUCAUACAAUAUUACCUGGAUGGUUAUUUGAACGACUGUGUCCUGUUUUACUUUAUCAUUUAUCUAGUACCUCAAAUUCAGAGCGUGAAGGUUGUAUUUCAUUACCUGAUCAUUACCAUGAUAUCAAGAGUCAUGAUGAAUAUUUUGAAGAAGAAAGUACACGAAAUAUGGUACAAGUAUGGGUUUAUUCAACGAUAAGUAUUGUAGUAAUAAGUUUGUGUGGAUUACUUGGAGUUGCUGUUAUUCCGGUAAUGGGGAAAAGUUAUUAUCAUCAAUUAAUACAAUUUCUUGUUGCUCUUGCUAUCGGCACUUUAUGUGGAGAUGCACUUAUACAUUUAUUACCUCAUGCAAUGAUGGCACCACAUAGUCAUGACGUCAAUAUAGUUCAUAGUGAAAUUGACAGUGAAGAAUCACAUAAUUUAAAUAUGUGGAAGGGAUUAGUAGCAAUGAUGGGGUUGAUAUUGUUUUUUUUCAUGGAAAAAGCUUUGUCAAUGAUUUCUGAAUGGAGAAAAUAUCGUCAGAGAAAAAAUAAGUUACCAACACGAGUCCGUGUAAUGAGAGAAACAGAAGGCGUGAAAACAAAUCCAGUUGGUGAAAAAUUAUGUAAACAUAAAUAUUCAUCAUAUCCAUACUGUUAUGGUGAAAUAACAACAGAAACACGUGAUAAUCAUCAUGAACAUCAUCAUGACCAUAAUGAUAAAGAACGUUUGCCAUCAAUUGAAGAAGCAAAACCACUAACAUCUAAUUCUAAUAAUCAAUUACCAAAAAUAAUAACUGAUGAUUUAGACAAAAACAAUCAUGAAAACUGGUCUGUUGAUGAUCAUAAACUAAAUAACAGUAAUAAAAAUAUCAGUAAAGAUAAUUUAGAUAAUCCACAAAUUGAUGAACGUGAAAGUUAUACUGUCAUUAUUCGUGAACAUGAAAAUAAACAUCACGGACAUACUCAUUCCCAUGGUCAUGUUCAUGCAGCGCCUGAAUCAAUGUCAAGUGUAGCAUGGAUGGUAAUAAUGGGCGACGGCUUACAUAAUUUUACAGAUGGUAUGGCAAUAGGAGCGGCAUUUUCAGCAAAUAUUGCUGGUGGUUUUUCAACAGCAAUAGCAGUAUUUUGUCAUGAAUUACCUCACGAAUUGGGAGAUUUCGCGGUGCUACUUAAAGCUGGAAUGAGUGCUAAACAAGCAGUAUUUUAUAAUUUGCUAUCAUCGGUGCUAUGUUUAUUUGGUAUGAUUUUUGGAGUUUUGUUAGGUGCUUUGCCAUCAACUACCAGUUGGAUUUUUGCUGCUGCAGCUGGAAUGUUUAUUUACAUUGCACUUGUUGAUAUGAUACCUGAAUUAUCUUCUGUACAUUCAGAAGAAGGCGGGUCACAUUGGCAAUGUAUGUUGCAAGCACUUGGUCUUAUAACUGGUUUAGGAAUUAUGUUAAUAAUUGCCCUUUAUGAACACGAUCUUAAACAUAUUUUUAGCGAAUAAAAUUACCGAGCUAUAAUAGUUAUAAAUAAUUAUAUUUAAGAUUACGUCAAUGCAAAAAAAAAAAAUAGUAAUGAAUUCACGAGCGAAAUGACUAAACAGAGUAAAAAAUUAAUGAAAAGAAAAAUGUCUUCAAGUUUUAUGACUGACGAAUUUAUAAAUACUUAAUUUAUAUUUUUAAGAUGAAAUAUUUUGUAAGUAUUCUUUAGUCCAAUAGCACAACUUAAUUUUUGUCUUACUACAAUCUUAAUAAUAGUAAUAAUAAUAAUAAUCAUAACAAUAAUAAAAUUACAACUGUAAAUUAAUACAAGUAGAGGAUAAAAUCAUUAUUUUCAAAUAAGAAAAAAAAUGUAUUUUUUUGAUUUCUAUUAAAAAAUUAGUUUGUACAUUCAUAUUAAAUAUAGCUUUCUAAAUAUUCACAUUAAUUAAUUAGUGAUAAGAUGAUAAAAUAAGUGUUGAUUUAUUACUCAUAUAGAUUUUUUUGUU
Microplitis demolitor is the source of this 3044-nucleotide messenger RNA. RefSeq names its product zinc transporter foi. The record is from RefSeq and is a predicted model, not a curated record. Gene Ontology annotation, biological process: intracellular zinc ion homeostasis; zinc ion import across plasma membrane. Gene Ontology annotation, molecular function: zinc ion transmembrane transporter activity. Lineage: Eukaryota; Metazoa; Arthropoda; Insecta; Hymenoptera; Braconidae. Bases 342 to 2561 code for a protein of 739 amino acids. Gene Ontology annotation, cellular component: membrane. The transcript has 9 exons.